AUGCCACACGUCACGAAAAUGCCAGAGUCUGUCUGGGCCUACGUUAAUUGUCACCUGCCGCCAGCCAAGGGUGAAAAGUAUCCAGUCCAAUACAUCGCUACAGUGGGCUUCCAGAGAGCGAAAUAUGAUAAGCAACUUGUCAACGUGACUGACAGCCGUACGUGUGAAGAGGAUUUCAAGCUUGACACCCACGGCUUCCAGUGGGUUGAGAGCACGAUCCAAGAGAAGCAGUGGGACGGUGACUAUCGAGUUGGACUGCCCCCUCAGCUGCAAAAUGAUGUCCAACAUCUUCUGAAGCGACACACGGGAGCGACAUACGUCCAUCCCUUUGCUCCUCAUGUCAUUCGGCGUGACAGUUACCAGAAGAUCGUCAACAUUGAAGAUGACGUCCCCGACGAUGCAAUGCUGAACAUGCAACCGCCUGCAAUGUUUGUGCACGUCGAUCAGUCCUACGACGGGGCUCAAAUCAUCCUCGACAGACUUCCCGAAGCAGAGAUGCUCCGUGGCAAGACCCACAAACGCUGGGGUAUCAUCAACGUGUGGCAACCUCUCAAGCGCGUGAACCGUGAGCCUCUUGCCGUGUGCGAUGCCCGCAGCGUUGACGAGUCCGAUCUUGUCCCGGUCACCACCCGUAUCGUCAUUGGAAAGCCCCCCAAGCCUAUGAGCAAGGACAAUGAACAGUGGCAUAUGAAGGCAAGCCCCAAGCACAAAUGGUACUAUGCUAGUAACAUGACGACAGACGAAGCGCUUCUGAUCAAGUGCUUUGACUCAAAGUUAGAUGGGAGGGCGAGGAGGACGCCUCACACCGCGAUCCAAACCCCGAACGACUUUGGCCCACCUCGUGAGAGCAUUGAAAUCAGAUGUCUCGUUUUCUGGGAGGACCAGGAAAAGAAAUAA
Messenger RNA from Colletotrichum graminicola M1.001, 897 nucleotides. RefSeq names its product GA4 desaturase. The transcript is spliced from 3 exons. NCBI's taxonomy places the organism in Eukaryota, Fungi, Ascomycota, Sordariomycetes, Glomerellales, Glomerellaceae. The record is from RefSeq and is a predicted model, not a curated record. Gene Ontology annotation, molecular function: oxidoreductase activity. Bases 1 to 897 code for a protein of 298 amino acids.